GGGGGGGGGGGGGGGGGGGUUGAAAUUCAAACGCCAACCACUAGCUGGUACUGUACCCCAAACCGGACAAAACAGUGUGUUUUUAGAUGUUUUCCGUGAGAAACGGUAUGUUUGAAGUAGAAGAAGAAUACGCUUCAUGUUUAAAUUUUUACAGUUUACCUUUCCUGGGAGGGUUUAUUAAACGAUAAGGCGGCCUUGUAGAGAGCAAUACUACUUCUAGAUGAUGGUGACAUAUAUUAGUGGGUUUUUGAAGGCUAACCAAGUCUUCCGAAAAUCUAACUUGUCAAGGUGUAUCAAGGGAUAUCAAUAAAACUGUUAAGCUCGAGUAGAAAGUCUCGUAAUGGUAGAAAGGAUAAAUUUACUCCAUUAUCCUCUGAGAAUACACCUGAAACAAAUAGUUACGUUAACUUAUUUCCCUUUGCAAGAGGUAUGUGACUCCAAUUACAGUCCUUGACUUUUGAUCUCUCCAUUUGCUUGCAUUCAUUGUUAAUGCUGAUUGCAGACGUUCGACAUUCAGCCCACAAGGAGUGCAUUGAUUAACUGCGAGUAGAUAGGGAGGCUAUCUGGUAAGGGUUAAUUAUAUACGCGGGGUAAGGAAAGGCUAUGGAGAAAUGCCUACAAUAUUUUUAAAAAUAGAUAUUGUUCGGUAGAGUUUUCGUUCGGCCCUACGUCGGGAGGAUGACAUUCGCUGAUCUGUACCGCUCCAAGGAGUCGGUAUUGCUAAAACGUCUACAUUGGUUCAUUGUCCUGUGCCCCCACACGCACUUCUUUAGUAAGAGGAAAGCUCAUUUUUCAAAAAAAAACAUUCAGGCCCAGAGAGCAGUCGGAUAGUAAAACAAUACUCGAAAUAUUGCCGGAUGGAAUAAAUAAGCCUGCCAGUAAAGUAGGAGUGUUAAAACGCUGGCGAAUUUGUUAGCAGUUAACAGUCAGUAUUUUCUUACCCCGCGCACAUAACUAAUCCUUGCAAGCUAGCUGUCCAAGAAAUUACGUCAGCAAAUCUGUCGAGUUUCUGAUGCAUCAUGCACUGAUAAGAGAUGUAAGCUCUAAUCACGCUGCAGCUUUCACCUGAGCGGUGUAUCAUACACUUUUGUGGUGGCAGCACCUCCACAUUUUACUGUCUAACUCACGUUGUAGGAAAGGAAGCGGGAAAAAGUACCAUACCUUGGUCAAGUGUUAGCUGUGAAGCAGAGAGUGUGUUGGUACGCCUUGGUGCGGGUCUGUCCGUGCCAGCCACCUGCGCCCUCCCCCACCUCCGGUCUUCCGUCUGUGUUUUGACACCGAGUCCAAGCGAGGAGAGGAGUAGAUUAAGUGACUGAUCUCAUGAAAUGUUGGCCGAAAUUCUGAAAUGCGUUUGCGAUUAGGAGGGAUUACUUAGGUGGGAUUGUAGUACCAAUUAGUAUGUGGCAUAAUCUAAUAGUAUUUCGGCCACCCCAGGAUGUCUGAUUUUGAAUGCACAUCUUUUUGCCCUCCUGAAGAAACCGCACUCGGUGCAAAUUGACUACUUAUGUAGCAUGCAUUUUUUACAUUGAUUUUUAGUGGUUCUAAAAAACAGGCACAAAAUAGGCUUUCUUUUACUCUUUUGGUGGGAAAUCACAUUGUUCUCACAUUUUAUACCCGACGAAAGUGUAUAUUUAGGUUUUAAAAAAUUUCUUAUGAUGAGAGUUUUAAAACCGUGCGAUGUGCAUUCCUACAGCUUUGUACAUGUCCGUUUAUCAAUGCUACUCAUGAAAUGUUCAACAUAAUCCGCAUCCAUUGUAAAAUUUUAGGAACUCUAUAUGGCAUCUGUUUAAAGACGUAGAGGAAUACAUAAUUUUUCUCAUGCGGAAGGUGUACACUUUGUAGACUAAAAUAGUUAAACGCUAAUGAACACUCUGAUCUGACUCAAAAUUACUCGGAAAUUGGAAAACUUUUUUAAAACCUAAAUAUGCAUUUUCUUCGGGUAUAAAAUGACAGAACAAUGUCAUUUUCUACCAAACGAGUUAAAGAAACCAUAUUUUUAUGCCUGUUUUUUAUAAAAUGUAUCUAAAUUUAUAGAUCCAUUGAAAAUCAUUGUAAAAAAUGCAUGCUACGUAAGUAGUCAAUUUGUUCCGAGUGUGGUUUCUUCAGGAAGGCAAAAAGAAGUGCAUUCAGCAGCAGACAUCCUGACGAGCCCGAAAUACUAUAACAUUCUGCCACAUAAUAAUCAGUACUACAAUCCCACCUAUCUAAUUCCUCCUAAUCGAAAAGGCAUUUCAGAAUUUUGGCCAACGUUUCAUGAGGUCGGUCACUCAAUGUAGAUAGCGCGGUAGAUGCCGAUCAAGUCUUCCGUCAGUAUAAACUAAGUCACAUGCAAGUCACCGUGCCUGCUUCACCUUGUUAUUGGAGCCUAUGCUGAACAUCGUCAGACGCGGUAGGUGAGCUGGACCAACAACGGGGACCACAUCGGUGCUCGGCAGGCGUUGUCGGGAUUUCACACACACCAUAGCAAAUGCCAACAUUCAAGGUGUGGUGGCAGGCCCAGUUGCCGGCUUACGUCGCGCCAACUGGGAUCCCUGCGCCCACCGACUGCCCAAGGCAGUCCUGAUACAUGCCGUAGCACGCUCUAUCUUUUACGAAUGCUUUUGAAUUACGAUGUCUCAAUGUUAAUCAAGUAGUUGGUUUUUCCUUUCCAAAUGCACAAGUGUAUCUGGAACCGGCAGUAAUUGCUGUUUCUGUCUUGAUUAUGGAGACAGAAAGACAGCGGCGCAGUUCGGCUUUAAGGAGCCAAGACCGGGAGCAUUCAACCGUUCACUUUGAACAUAUGAUAGGGGAGCACUAAUACUGUAAUUCUGGUUGUUUUCCACGUGCUUGCAUCUGUUUUGUAGGACUACUGUGGACCCCAAGAGGCCCUAUAAGGUGGGAAAUGCCUGCAGUGAAUGCCCAGCUGAUUUUCCAAUCUGUGAAAACAGAAUGUGUGCAGCCGCGCCCCUUGGCAGUCAGUCUGGCAGCGAGCCAGAUGUAGUACCUCCGAAGCCUGAAAUCAGACCGGCUCCUUCGCCAAGUCCUCAACCGUCCUCGCAGGUUCAACCUAGGACCACGCCUCCACCGAGUCCGGAGACGAUGGAAGAGACAGGGGAGGAGGUAAAGGAGGCGGUUCUUAUUUCAGCAGAUGCCGAACCAACCACUACGAGCAAGAGUUCAAAGAAUAUCUUCGGGUUCCUUAAUGGCUUCACCUUACUCAUCAGCACUGUUCUCCUUCAUUACGGAUAUUCAAAUUAG
Spirometra erinaceieuropaei is the source of this 3237-nucleotide messenger RNA. The record is from the annotation of a GenBank genome assembly. Lineage: Eukaryota; Metazoa; Platyhelminthes; Cestoda; Diphyllobothriidea; Diphyllobothriidae.